Molecule: messenger RNA, 2318 nt
Organism: Physella acuta
Lineage: Eukaryota; Metazoa; Mollusca; Gastropoda; Physidae
Product: ethanolamine-phosphate cytidylyltransferase
Biological process (GO): phosphatidylethanolamine biosynthetic process
Cellular component (GO): cytoplasm
Molecular function (GO): ethanolamine-phosphate cytidylyltransferase activity
Source: RefSeq, a predicted model, not a curated record
AAAACGUAUCUCUGUGUAUUAUGGCCUUAUCAACAAUAUGGCGUCCAAAAGGGUUGACGACGUAGGAGAACCUGCUAAAGAAAUGCAAUCGCCAGAGAAAAAGAAAAAAGAAAUAAGAGUAUGGAUGGAUGGAUGUUUUGAUAUGGUCCAUUUUGGACAUGCUAACGCUGUUCGUCAGGGUAAAGAAUUUGGAGACAAGCUGUUAGUUGGUGUUCAUUCAGAUGCUGAGGUAACAAAACACAAAGGUCCUCCAGUUUAUACAGAAGAAGAACGCUACAAAAUGGUUCGAGCGAUAAAGUGGGUGGAUGAGGUUAUUGAAGAUGCACCUUAUGUUACCACACUUGAAACCCUUGAAAAAUAUGACUGUGAUUUCUGUGUUCAUGGGGAUGACAUCACAACAACUGCAGAUGGGGUGGAUACUUACCAUCUAGUGAAAGCAGCCAAUAAAUACAAAGAAUGUAAGAGAACUGCUGGGGUCUCUACAACUGACUUAGUUGGAAGAAUGUUGCUUGUGACCAAGACCCACCACCAGAGAGAUGAAGACAGUAUAGAUGAACACCAUGUCGGGGCUAUCAGUAAGAUGUUUAGUACUGGAGAAGGUCCCAGCUCCCAUAGCCCGUGGACAGGUGUCUCCCAGUUUUUGACUACCACUAAGAAGAUCAUCCAGUUCUCUGAGGGUAAAGAGCCCAAACCUGGAGACAAGAUUGUCUAUGUUGCAGGUGCUUUUGAUCUGUUCCAUGUUGGGCAUGUUGACUUCCUAGAAAAAGCUGCAUCACUGGGGGAUUUCCUCAUUGUUGGAAUACACACAGAUCCCGUAGUCAACAGAUACAAAGGGUCAAACUAUCCAAUCAUGAAUAUGCAUGAAAGAACCCUCAGUGUUUUGGCAUGCAGAUAUGUAUCAGAAGUAGUAAUUGGUGCUCCCUACUCUGUGACCCCUGACCUAAUGGAACAUUUUAAAGUUGAUGUUGUAUGUCAUGGAAUGACCCCCGUGAUGCCAGAUGUAGAUGGGGCUGACCCUUAUGAGGAACCGAAGCGCCAAGGAAAAUUUAAAAAUAUUGACAGCAGAAACAAUUUGACUACCCAGAUGAUUAUUGAAAGAAUAAUUAAACACAGGCUUGAAUAUGAAGAAAGAAACAGAAAAAAAGAGGAGAAAGAGAAAAAGAUAAUGGAGAGUAUGAAAAAUUCAGCCCAGAUCAAGACAGGUUAGGUUCCUCAUAGGCUGCUGACUGUACAGACAGACUGGAAACCAUUUAUACUAAACAAGACAACUUACACCGUUUUUUAUCUAUCAUUGCCAGCUCAACUAAAACAUUGAUGUAGACAACUGUUUCAUGUGAUAUUUAAUUUUUGCUUUCAUCCAUUGAUUUACCAGUGGUUUGUUAUUGUGUUUAAUAACAGGUUACCACCACAACUAACGAGAUGUUCAAUGGCAUUUUGUUCAAGUAUUUUGCUUGAAGGUUUAAUUGUGGGCUGCUAUAUGGGUUCAGACCUUUUAAAGUUGUUUUUGAGUUAAACAAGAAAACUAUUGUUUUUUUUUUUUAUUUUUAAAUAUUUAUCUGUUGUGUACAUUAUGCAAAAUUAUUAUUUACCAAUAUACAUUUUUAUAUUUAUUCAAACAUUUUCAGCUGUUCAUUCGUUUUUAAGGAAAAAUUAUUUAUUUAUAAAAAAAAUAACUAUAUUUAAAUAUAAAAUAUAAUGUAAUUUUUGUAGUUCUUAAUAUGAAUUUUUAAAGAUGUAUCUAUUAUUUCCAACUUUUAAAACAUAAAGUUCUGUCAACUAGUUUCAUAAUUAACCUCAAUUUAAAAAAAAAAUGUUUUUAAUUUAUUGCAUGUCAAAAAAUAUUCACAAUAUUUGUUUACCAUACUUCAUUUUAGCGUAAGUGUUUAAUCUUGCUUUGAUGUUAGUGAACUCAUUACUUUAUAAUACACACAAAGUAUUAAGAAAGGCAGUGAUUGUGUCCCCCAAGCUGGAUAAUUACAAUGUAAUUACGACUAAGGAAAAUGUUGAAGUUUGUGAAUGAUGAACAUGUGAUAUUUAAGAGUGACUUUUGUGAAUAGGAUAUGAAAGGUUUUUUUUUUAAUUUAUGAAAACUAUGGCUUGUAGAUUUAAUUAAUUACUUAUAGAUUGGGACUGGAUGAAAAUUGAUUUUGUUAGCUAGUCUGGUUAGUGAUGGAAAGAUUUGAGUGCACAUGGCAAAUAAAACAAAUGUAAACUGGAAACUUUGUAACACUAACCAGAGGUUCAACUUAAGACUGUGGGUGUCUUCAUUAAAUGGUGUUUAUCAAUUUCUUGUUACAAAUAAUAAAGUUGUACACAUU